GAUCGCUCAAUCAUACCGUUGUGUGUAUCGCUCGUGGAGUGCAGCAGUAGUGAUUUUUUCUCUUUCGCCCUUUCCUGUGGCAGAAAUUGUCCUCGCGGAUUUUCUUUCCCUCGGUACGGGCUGCGAAUUACCGUCAGAAAAUUCGUGGAUCGCAGAUUUCUUCCGUCGUUUCACACCGGGUCGACGUCGUCGCGAGUGUCGGGUGUGCUAUAGCUACUAACCCUCCCGGAAGAGAGUGCAAAUCCGGUUUUACCGGAGCGUAGGAACGAACAUUGUGCUCUCGGUGUGACGUCGCACACCAUUUUUCUUUUCGCGUUCGCAAUCACAUUCGGUCGGUGGCGGAAGAAUAUAUUCCUCGCACAUUCCACUGACGAAAAAAAACGUGAAAAACUGGCUGAGCCAAUUGGGCCCCCGUGUAGUCGUGUAUGACUAUAGUGAUCCAUUCGAAUGGUGGAUUACGGAUUAGAAGUGUCGGUCAUUUGUGCGAGAAUUGUGGCUCGGAAAAAAGUUGAGCUUGAAAAUUUUUUUUCCAUCUUUUGUUCGAGUGAAGAGAGUGAGGAGUUGAGCUGGUUGGAGUGAGAAGGAGCGGGAGCUAGCGGUAGAAGAGUAGCAAAGCAGCACCGAAUUUACGGAAUAUACGGUGAGGUGCGUAUCAUCGAAUCUGCUCAACACUCAACUCGACGGCAGCGUCAGCAGCACACACAGUAGCAGCGACACCAGCCGAGUUAAAAAAGAGAUUACUAGGACAUUUUGCUGAACACCACCGACUACUUCGACAGGAAGAAUGAACAACUGGUUCUUGGUGUGACCGUAGUGCUGUGUCAAACCGGUAUUCCGUGUCAUACUGGUAGGGAAGGCAAUGUAUUGGUGAAUCGAUUUGAACAAUCGCAAAUCUCGUGUCGUUUGAGAUCAAAUAAUUAUCGCAAAGGAAGAAUAUUUCGUUUGGAUUGUAAUAGUUUUUAGUGAGGGGAAGAGGGAUCAACCCGGGGAGAAAUUAUCAGUGUGUGUUAUAGUUUGGAACAGAGUUGGGAGUAGUAGCGGACGAAGAGUAAGAGUGACGUAAGUGAAACGGCGAAGCCAAGCCUAGCCUAACCAAGUCGUGCCGGAACCGAGCCGGGCUCAAGUUAUGGAUCCGGCGGUCGCUUGGUUCCAAGAAGAGCAGGAAGGACCGGCGAAGCGUAUGUGGAUGAGUAUCUGGGAGACAAUGGCAGAGCUAGAUCCUCCAUUGACCGUCCCGGUUGAGAAUCUGAAACCGCAGCGGGCCGGCACAGAGAAGUCCAAUCGCGGCGGUGGAGAGAAUCGACUCAUUGGUGGAGGUGGUGGUAAUGGUGAUGAUCAGCAUCAUCAUGUAAACCAUCAUCAUCACCAUCACCAUCAUGGCAAUGCGUUAAGUGAAAAUAAUAACAACAAUAAUAAUACUAAUAGUAACAUCGGUGGCAACGGGAACGGUAACAACGGGAACAAUACGCCGACCGGUGGUGGUGGCGGCACUAUUCUAGUCAACAACAACGAGAAAAACUACAAUCCGACCAGGAAGAAAGCUGGCAGCACCGUCGACAACAAGGCUAGUACUUACAACAUGAACAAGCAGCAUAUGCGGCUAAUUGGAAUCCAUGGCGGAUGCCCAUGGCGUCCACCAACCUUCAAGUACGGAAGAGGAAUCAUUGGGUUGCACGAAGAGAUUGAACAAUUUUACGCCCACAUGAUACCGACGCCGACGGAGCAUGCGCUGAGGGUGCAGGUGGUCGCCCGGAUAGAGGCUAUCGUGUUGAAUCUCUGGCCAAUGGCACGGGUAGAAAUGUUCGGUUCAUUCCGUACCGGACUGUACCUACCCACGAGUGAUAUCGAUCUGGUUGUCAUCGGUCGUUGGGAUAAGUUACCAUUGCGCACUCUGGAGAACGAGCUGAUAAAUCGUGGCAUUGCUGAAUCGAUGUCGGUUCGGGUCCUGGAUAAGGCGUCGGUUCCCAUUGUUAAACUGACCGACCGGGAAACCCAGGUCAAGGUGGACAUCUCAUUUAACAUGCAAUCCGGUGUUCAGUCGGCCGAAUUGAUUAAGGAUUUCAAGCGGAAGUACCCGGUUCUGGCUAAGCUGGUACUGGUACUGAAGCAGUUUCUGCUGCAACGGGAUCUGAACGAGGUGUUUACCGGGGGUAUUUCCUCCUACUCGCUGAUUCUGAUGUGUAUUAGCUUCCUGCAGCUGCACCCACGAGCCAAUCUGAAUCAGACCACUAAUCUCGGGGUGUUGCUGUUGGAGUUUCUGGAACUAUACGGUAGAAAGUUUAACUAUAUGAAGACUGGAAUAAGUGUUAAAAACGGUGGCCGGUAUAUACCAAAAGAGGAGCUACAGCGAGAGAUGAUAGACGGUCAUAGACCUAGCUUGUUGUGCAUUGAAGACCCUUUGACGCCCGGCAACGAUAUCGGGCGAUCGUCCUACGGUGCCCUCCAAGUGAAGCAAGCCUUCGAGUACGCGUACAUCGUGCUCAUGCAGGCCGUUUCCCCGCUAAACAAAUUCCUCAACGACUGCAACCGGCAAAGUAUCCUGGGGCGAAUAAUCCGCGUCACCGAUGAGGUGAUCGAUUACCGCAAGUGGAUCAAGGAAACUUUCGAAUCAAGACUGAUAGCGGCUCAAACCAUUGUUCCCACGAUCCUGAACGAUCCGCUCAACCCGCAUAUUCCACUACACCUCCAGCCACAGCAGCAGCAGCAGCAGCAUCAACUGCAACCGGGCCACCAACAACACCCACAGAUAAUCUACACCCGACGGCGGAACAGUUUAUCCAGUGUGGACACCUCCGAGGAAAGCAUGGACAGCGACGGGGACUCGAACUCGGUGUCGCGGGAUAUUUCACCGACGAGCAUAAACCGAUCGCCGGAAUUGGUUCACGAUAUGCACCAUCCGAACGGUACUAGCGGGGGUGGGGGCGGUACUGUGGUGGUGCUUACUUCGCACAUCCCACAGCAGCACCCGCACGAGGUGCUCAUAGAGGAAAAUAAUGUGAUCAACUUGGCGAUGGCCCAGCAGCAGGCUCUGGAUGGUAUCAACGAGAAUCAGAUGAUCAGUUAUAAUAUGAACAACCGACGCAGUGCGUCCUCACCGCAUCAAAUAGUCAGUGGUGGUAAGAACGCUCCGAUGAACAUUUACACUCCACGCAGCAGUUCGGAGCGAAUGGCUCUCAGCGGAAAUGGAGGUGCUGGUAUCGGUGCCAACAAUAAUAACAACAACAGCAAUCAAUCCACCGGUGGUAACACCCUGGUGCGACAUAACAGCAAACAUCGCCGGUCGGUGAUUGGUCUGCUUGGGCACUACAUGAUCAAUCCGAAUAACAACGUGAACAUGAUCAACCUGACCAGCAGUAGCAGUAGCAGCAGCAACAACAGCAAGGACGAGAAUCUGCACCAGAGUAGCGUCAAAGAACCGAAACAGCAAACACCGAGCCAACCGUUGUAUAGCAUGAGCAAAAAGUCGGCACAGCAGGCUGUAAGCACCGCGACGUCCUCCUCCAAGCGCAAAAAGACCAUCUCGCCGACUGACAAGAAGGGUGGCCCACUAGGCGGCGGCGGCGGUGGUAGCAACAGUGGCAGCGGCAUGGAUAGCCGAUGAUAGCAUACGAGGCAUCAGCACUGUGCACGGUAUGUGCACUACUGCUUCUAGGGGUGAAGAAUGUUUGGCCGGAAACCCGGACUGUAGCUUGUUUUUUCCGCAAUCGGCGCUACCCAGUUUUAUCGCGAAACUACUAGAAAUAGGCUAGUACGUGUGUAUCAAACAGUGCUGGAACAUCGGUGAAGAGUAUAGUGAUGUAACUAUAUCAUAUACAGUUAAGUGUGAAAAGCCAGAUAGAAGUAUUGUCUUUUUUGCGGAGAGACUCUCUGCCAUCAGCAGCAUAAUUUCGAUCUUACUUUUUGUCUCAGUGUACAGUAGCUAUUUGUAUAGGACUUUCAUCGUUAUAGAGUACGGAUCUUCUUGCGAAUAGCAAAAUUCAUCCAUUUCCGCGCGUGUAGUCACUGCCCAAAAGACGACCGGACGUUUAUCCCCGUCGGAAGAAAACUAAUGAAAAAACAUAGUCAGACUAAAGAGAAUAGACCUUCAUAAUACCAGUUAUUUAGCUAGUAGCAUUAAAAUAUUAAAAGCUCAUACGCGCGUGAUAGCAGCGUGUGAUUAUUGUUUAGCAAGUACCCAUUAAAAGUAAUAUACACUUUUCACUCACCCACUCAAAAAAAAGAAGAUAGAACCCAUAAACUCACGGCAGAUCUAACCGGAUAGAUUAUGAAUUAGAAUCAUCCCCCCGCCCCAAACACUCGUCGUUCUUUGCCACCCGUCGCCAACAAACGGGGCCCCGUUAUAACGCGAAGCAUUCAAACAGACAGGGAUCGAUUGGAACGGAAGUUUUGUAUUAGAUUGUUGGUACUCUUUGCGGUGGCCAUUGUAUUUAUCUGUAAGAAAACACGUAAGCAGCGGGCUACUUUCGCCGAAGUUAAGUACCAUGAUCAUUAUUGUAAACCGAUUGCUCGCAUUUUUUUGUUUUUGUUCCGUUCGUUGUGCUAUCCAUAUCAUGCACGGUUCAAGUUUUGGAGGAACACAAACAUGUCGCUAAACGUAAGAGGACAUAAGAAAAAAAAAGAAUACAAGUGGUGAGAGAAGAAUGAAGCCUUCUUUGUACGAAGAUAAAGUCUAAGCAGUAAUAAUAAUAAUAAUGAUAGUGUGAUGAUCGAGUAAGAUUAAAACUGAAGAAGUAGCAGGUCGAGGGCAGCCUUUCGAGAGAAACUGUUUAAAUGUAAGAUGAGCAGCCCCCGGCCGGAGCAAUGUAAGUAUUUAUUGGUGUUUUAAAUUAUCAUGUUUAAUUGAACUGGUUGUAUGAUAUUUAGUGGAAUGUUGAAAAAUUUCGAAUUUUUAUCUGUUGGUUAAAAGAUGCAUUUUCAGUUUGACAUAAAAUCUAUUUUUGUUUUUUUUUCGUAUGAUAUGCUAAAUUGAGAUUGAAACGAACAAACCGAUUGGAAUUGAUCAAUUAGUUUGGCGGUUCCACUUCACUUUAACACAGUUUCACGUGCAUUAGCAGAUUAUUCUCACCUGGAGGCUCCAUGUGUCGCUGCUAGAUGCCGAGUAUUUGUAAAAAAUGCCGUCUAUUGUCGGUGUGUCAGUGGUUUUUGAUUAACAUAUUGCUUUUAUACAGAAAAUCCUGAAAAUCAAAAACAUUAGUCUAAUCCGUUUCGAGCUGGCGUUCCAGAAUCUAUGUUUCAUAAUAUGUUUACAGUCUAUUCAUCAACUGCACCCUUUGUUUAUAUUUUUGAAUAAAUCUGCCUAUUUUUUCUAUCCUUUUGAUAUUCUGGAUUGAUUUUGAAACAGAUUACUCAAGUUUCUCAGUCAUUAGAUACAUGAAGAAUUAAAUUUGUAUUUUGGAAAAUAAAGAUCCAAGUUGCAGCUAGCAACAAGCUCAACUGCACCAUAUCAUUUUGCACUUCAUUAAUGUCCACUAAAUAUCGUAGAUUCCACCCCCUUUAAAAUGUGCAAUAUUUCUUGCAAUCCUAUCUGAUACGUGUGUAUACUAGUUAAAUAAAAUAUAAGAGCUUCGUAUUUAUGUACCAGCCAAUUAUGCACGAACAUGUAACUUUUCCAAAUAUUAAAUUUAACAAAAGACAUCUCAAGUUUUCAUCACCUUUCUAUCUGUAACUGUUUGUAUGUAUCAAGUAUCAACUCAAGAAAAAGAAAAUGAAUAAUGGAUCCAUACCAUUUACCGAAAUAUUUUAGAAAUCCAACCUUCGAUGCGAACACCCAGAGAUGCAUUCAGUCGUUAAGUUACAACUUUCCAUCUACUAGAUAUAACAGUUGAAAAACGCAUCACCUUGAGAUGAAUUAUUUAUAUUUGUAUAUGAUUUUGUUAGACUUUUAAUGUGUAUUUUAUAGGAUGCUUUUCAGGAAUUCAUAAUUACGUGCAUACAUACAAGAAAAUACACUUUUAGGUAGGGUUUCAUUCUCUAUAUAUUUUGUAUGUCAAAAUAAUAAAAAGCAAUUAAUCUGUACAGCUGCGAAAGUGAUUUAACUACGUAAAUCAAUGGCACGCCUACCGCGUGCAAGUUCAACGAUAGUGUCGCAGUUAUCAUUGUUGUUAUUAUUACUUCGAUCCUCUCGUAAACGUCAUAGGGAAUAAGGUUUUGCGAUUGUGGACAGUACGAUGAAAACGUCGAUCAGCAGCGGGGACAGCUUAAUUUUAAUUUCUCUAAUCAUUUCGCAUCUAGUCGACAAUCAGCAGAGCAGCGGAGAGCGGCUGGGCGAAAUCUAUAUUUUAUCCCCCACUCAUCAUUACAAAAUACGACGCUUGCAACAAAACAUCCAACGUAGCUCGUUUGCAGGCAACAUCUUUCUCUUACUCAAUAGUGAUAAUGAUAAGAACUAAUUUACAGCACAGAGCAGUAACAUCUUGAGCCGUAUAGAAAUACAGAAAGAAUAGGCGAGGAUAGGAGCGGUUCGGGAUACAGAACGGGAAAAAAACGAUGAAAAACAGUCAUUUUGAGUACAAAGUCUUUAAUCCAAUAGUGGACAUGAAAAAAAAAAUGUAAUUUAUCUGUAACAUAAUAUUUAAACUAAAGCAAAGCAAACAAAAAAACGUAAAAAUGUAAAUAAAGAGAAACGAAAAAAAUCGAAAACUACAUGGCAGUUCAGCCAGAAACACAAAAACA
Topomyia yanbarensis is the source of this 6672-nucleotide messenger RNA. It is a transcript of the gene Trf4-1, whose product is annotated as non-canonical poly(A) RNA polymerase protein Trf4-1. Gene Ontology annotation, cellular component: nucleolus; TRAMP complex. The record is from RefSeq and is a predicted model, not a curated record. Bases 1127 to 3601 code for a protein of 824 amino acids. NCBI's taxonomy places the organism in Eukaryota, Metazoa, Arthropoda, Insecta, Diptera, Culicidae. Gene Ontology annotation, molecular function: mRNA binding; poly(A) RNA polymerase activity. Gene Ontology annotation, biological process: RNA 3'-end processing. The transcript has 7 exons.